Messenger RNA from Wasmannia auropunctata (little fire ant), 6052 nucleotides. RefSeq names its product storkhead-box protein 2 (gene knockout). Gene Ontology annotation, cellular component: cytoplasm; nucleus. Gene Ontology annotation, biological process: positive regulation of transcription by RNA polymerase II. The transcript is spliced from 8 exons. NCBI's taxonomy places the organism in Eukaryota, Metazoa, Arthropoda, Insecta, Hymenoptera, Formicidae. The record is from RefSeq and is a predicted model, not a curated record. Gene Ontology annotation, molecular function: RNA polymerase II transcription regulatory region sequence-specific DNA binding; DNA-binding transcription activator activity, RNA polymerase II-specific. Bases 665 to 3565 code for a protein of 966 amino acids.
CGACCGUGCCAGCUGCAGCGGCUGCACCUGCCGCACCGUCCUCGACAACGCGCGACCAUCGUGUAUCCCGCCGCGCCUGCGACGCGCGUCGCCGUAUCUCCUGAUCGUCUCUCGUGAGAGACGAGACCCCGCGCGCGCGUUUCGGAAUUCUUCGUCCCCGUCCCGUUGAGAGGAUCCCGGCGGGAUCCUCUCCGCGCAAGCGGAUCAAUCGGGCCGAAAGGGGAAAAUCGCGUGAUCGCCGAUUCCUCGUUUCUUUCUCCUCCGCCUCGCUCGCUUCUUUCGUUGACGAGAAGUGCCGAGAUUCGUCGAGAGGCGCGUGCUCGCGCCCGUGCACGUGUCGUGCACCCAGGUGGACAGAGAUAUAGUCGCGCCUGCAUCUGGUACGCGCGCCGCGGGCGAGUUAUCAUCGCGGGUCAGAAGAACUGUGUGAUACGCGCGCCAAGGAGGCGCGGCGCACCGGCUCUCCCGGACUAAAAGUGAAAACUCGUCCUAUACGUCCUUCUCGUUUAUCACCUUCAAAUCGGACUCCCAUCGUCGGUGAUAGCCUUGGUAAUUAGGCGAGAGCGCAGAGGCAGGCAUCGUGCGGGAUAGUGCGACGAUCACUCGUCGCGGCAAGAUUUCGUGAUGCCACCGCCCUAUCGUCGACAUCGUUAGGGCCCUCGCGAUGGCCUCGAUCUUAGGAGACGGAACGGGCCCUGGAGGCCCCGGGCCCUCCCGAUGCCUCUUGCUUCUGCAGAGGUCCCUGGCGAUUCAGCUGAUUCGAGGAGCGCCUCCUCACGUCGCAAGCGCCGGUCAACGGGAAAGUCCGAAGGAACAUCCGGCCGACGAGAUGUGGAUGUACGAUAAGGGCUAUAAUCUGUUUCAGAGUUUCUUGGAAGCGAAUUCCAAAUGCUGGUGGAACGCGGCUCUGGUGGAUGCGACCCGGCAGUUAAGGUACAAGGGCCACGUGUCGCCGGGUGUGCUGAUGGUUAGCGGACCGCCCUGCGCCCUCGAGGUUUUGAGGGCGGCAUGGGCGCGAAAUGUUCUACGACCACCCGCGGACCACUCGAUCACCUGCCUCGGUGAUAUAGAGGACUGUCUGGUGGCUCCAGUUUCCCAAGGUCAGUUCACGCCGCUGCCAGAAGCCUUAUGCUGGGCCAUUCUGGAGCUGACUUCCCAGAGGCAGGCGGCGACCUUGGACACCCUCAGAUCAGCCCUGAGGAACGCCUUCCCGGCCAUGCAGAGGCCCAGCCGAGAGCUCGUUUACGACGCGCUCGCCAAGCUCAUGCAAGAGCGAAAGAUCUAUCACACGUCUCAGGGCUACUUCGUCGUAACGCCCGAGACCAAGAGACUUAGACGCGACUCCGGUAGCUCCAGGCGGUGUUCCAGGGACGUGAACGGGUCCAGAGGUCAGGGUAGCAUGCUGAUGAGCAACGACGAGGCGGUGGCACUCGUACACGGCGAGAUGCUCACUCUGCGAGACGGCGAUGUUACGCAUCAGGCUGUACAGACGAACCUGGCGGACGUUAUUUGCGGAGGAAAUCCCAACGAUAAAGUCCUGUUCGCCAGGUGUCGGUCGAUGCCCGGCCGCCUCGAGAGGCGACACUCUCUGCGGCUUUGGGGCUCGGCCAGACGUUUACACAGAAGCGGAAGUUCACGGUCUCUACCGCGACGACCCGAAAGAAGCGAUACGUCUUCCAGUGCGGAAUACGCGAGCACGGACAGCGCGCCUCACAGUCCGACCAGCUUUUCUGGGAUUUUUUCAGAGAAGAUAGGCCUGCUCUCCAGGCUCUUUCGGCGGAGCACAAGGAGGAAGGGCGCACCGUUAAUGGGCACUUUCAGUGCUCAGUAUCCCCCCACCGAGUGGUUUAAUCCGCGCGUCGUGCAUUUGCAUAGCGUUGCCACGCAGACAAGGGCCGCCAGCCCUUCGAUGAUGGAGGGUUUAGACCAAUCGCAGGCCAGUUUCCAAGUGUGGGACGACUCGAGCUCGGUGCGAUCGGCCACUUUACCAAGGCGACAUCGGCGCCAAGCCAGCGGUGACUCCUCGAGUUUGUUGGCCAACUCGACGCCAAGAAGCUCCCGAAGGCAUCGAUCACCGUGCUCCACUCUGCCGAGAUCCAAAUGCUCCAGCCUCAGCAGAUGCACGUCCAGAGCGUCUGUUCUACCGCCCAGCACCACCAACCAUCAGGAGAGCUAUCAAGCGCGUAAUCAGACGCAGAAUGAUAAAAAUUCGACGAAUUCGUCGCCCAGCAGAAGCGGCGGCAGCUCUGGCUCGGUUAGAACGAUGAAUGCGAGCCCGGCUAAGACGACUACGUUGGGCAGGCCCAACACCAGGCAAUCCAACUCCAGAAGACCGAGUCACGAUUUCAGCAACGGCGGCACUAAGUCGGUCAACGGUUCUCCGCAGCAUAAGGCGCUGCAAAAAACGUCAUCGGGUCAUUCGUCUCACUCUAGCGGCAAGUCAGUUUCCAGCGCGAAAUUAACUUGCUCGCCAUUGAAAACGGCCACGCUAUCGACGAAAUCGUCACCGCUCAAAGUCGUUCAGCAAGGUUCGCUGACUCCCCUGCAAGAGGCGCAGAACUCGAUAACCCUACAAGUGUCCACCAAUCUGAGCCCGUCGUCGCAGGAGCAACGGACGAUACAGAAUAGCGUGACGCUGGCCUCCAACACGACCAGCACGACGACCAUUUCCGGCUCGCCCGGCACGAAGAUCUACGUUCAGCAGAAUAACUCCCCGAUGAGGUCCGUAAUCACUUUCGAGAACGGCACGGUGAAGACGAAGAUUGCCGAGAAGGAAGUCAUCGACUGCAAGGAGAAGCAGGAGAGAGAACUGGUAACCGAGAAGGCCUACAAGACCCGGGUGGACGACGAGAAGCUUUUCAAAUCGAAGCUAGACGACGAGAAGCUGAACAAGCCGGUCAAGGCCGAGCGUCCGUCGUCGCUCUACGCGCCGAAGGAGCCGAAAGCGGGUCUUCUGCUGUCGGAGUCCGACAAGGAGAACAAGCCGAAGGUCGAGGACGAAGUGCCUAACAAGCUGAAGCUGACGAACCGCCUGAACAACAGCCAGGCCCACUUGAUCGACGGCUCGACCAACAACGUCGACAAGAACGCCCUGGCGACGCACGAGGCUGCCGCGUUGUCCGCCACGAAGAACACCAACGAUGCGAUGAACAAUUCGCGCAAGCUUAGCCUGUCGCUUUCGAAGGACGCGCUGAGUUACCGCAAUCUACUUCAUCCCGGUUCGAAGAACAACAUCGCCUCGAACCCGCCGUCGCCCACCAAGUCUUACGACGGCUUCGGCGGCUCCUUCAACGACGUUUACAUCGAGAACCUCGAGACGGCGAAGCAGCGCGCGCCUCAGGGCUCCGAGCCCAACCUGGAGAAGACGGUGAGCCGAGGUUCGGAUUUGCACUCCUAUCCCAGCCUCAGCGACAUGCAGGUGCAGUUCACCAGCCUGGCGGCGCAGAAGAUCCUCAAGGGCUGCCCGAUUAACAGCGUCGACACCUUGGUGGAGGUGAACAUGGCGGCCGCCGACAAGCCCAACAAUUGCGACGUCACCGUUCACACGGAUUUCGGCCUCGUUUGAAUUUCAAUCCCCCUUUUUCCCUUGUACAUCCGUCGAUUAUGUAUAUCGUACCACGAGGGUGGGACAAGGAGCCUUGCGUCCCACCCGAACAUAUUGCGUCCAUGAAAAACAACGUGCCUCGAGGCGAGCAGUAUCGAUGAAACGUCACUAACGCCUUGCUUCUCAUACAUGAGGAUAGAGAGCUAUACUUUUUCUCUUACUUUUGUUUGUUAGUGGAAAAAAGGCCACGGCUUGCGUAAGAAAUAUUACACACGGAACACGCGUAACAGUUACCAGCGAUCUGUCGCUUUACGUACAUCUCUCUCCUCUCUGUGUCUUUUUUUUUAACGAGCGUUCCCGAACAAUCGCUGUUGCCAAUUUUGCUUAUGUUAUCUGCAUAUCUGGAUUAAUACGAUCAAAAUUUUCAAUCUCGCUUAUUAACAUCGCUUGCCUUAUUAAGCAAAAUAUCCGCCUCUCUUAAAAAAAUGUUAUCUCAAAAUAAUUUCUCCAUUAUUGAAUUACUGAUUGUAUUUUUUAUACACUGAAUUUCGAUUAAAUUAUCGUGUAAAUCGUGUAAUCAAGUAACAGACGGGCAAGACAUAUUUUACGUUUUGCAUUAAAAAUGAGACGGCAAUCGCUCGCGAGUACACUUUCUAAAGUACACCUAUAGAUCUUUUCAAAUUUCGAAAUUUAUAGAUUGAGAGACGCGCGCGUAUCGCAACGUCGACAGUUUUGCAUCGCUUUACUCGAGCUAAAGCGAUUUGUCAAAGCAACAUUUCUCGCGUGCAACGGUUACGCGCGACCCACGAGCGAGCGAGGAAGAGGUGGGAAAUUUUUUCCGAAUUAAAGCACUGCCACUUUCCUAUACGCAUACUUACACUUUUCAUUACUAAUUUUCACGCAGUCACGGCGAUAAAAGGACUUCCAGGCCUUCGUAGCGCAGUAAGACUAAAAAUGGUACACAGCGAAGUUUCGUAACGCGAUGUGUAGGCAGGGAGAUCCUUGUAAAAAAAAAAAAUUCUUUCGAACGAAGAUAAUAUCGCAGUGGAUAGUGCGGGAAACAAUGCCUUUAUCGCGCGUCAUUAAAGCGCGAGCAGCUGACAAAUUAAUAGCAAUACCGUCCCCAGGGAGCGCGGAUAACGCAGAAAGGUUCGAGGAAAAAAACGAUCGCGAGGAAUCUGCGAUUCUCGCCUGCGCCGCACGGAGAUUUGAUAUCAAAUAUUAUACAUAAUGUUUACACGCAUAGUGUAGAGGAAGGGCGUUUUUCCUCGGAAGCGCGGCCGGUACCAUUCGCAAUUAGUGCAAUCGUAAAUCUGUAAGUGCCAAAACUUAUAUCGUAGUACUUAAAUAACGAUUCCGCCUUAAUGAUUUCGGUCGCACGGCGAUUAUUUCGCGCGGCGCCGUACACCGCGGCCGCACGAUUUCGGUAAGUGCGAUGAGCAAAUCGCGCGAGAAGAAAAGGAAGAAAGUAAACGCCAAUCGCGAGAAGCCGUAGUCUUAGGAAAAAGAAAAAAAGAUAGGCAAUCAAGCGUGCGCACGGCACGAGAGAAGAGGAUCAAGAGACACACGCCCGCUUUGUACAUUUCAUACUCUGUAUCCGCAGAUUAACCGAUCGACGACGCGGGUUCGCGAUCGCCGUUCGCUCCACAUUUCCAAAAAAAAAACGCCGACUUUUCGCUUACAUCGCGCGCGUCGUCAAAAGUCACUUAUUAUCAUCGAUUAAAUAAUUACGAAUCGUGUAUCAAUUAAUUUGCUACAAACUAUAUCAAUUAUCAUCAUCAAUACUGCAACCGCAAUUCCAAUCAAUUGUCGCAUAACUUGCAAAUUAUUAUUACUGAGCUACAUAAGAACUUGUUAUAAAAUUGUUGUAAUCUGUACGGGUCAUCGUUAUAAUUGAUUUUUUUAAUAAUAAUUUAAUAUGACUUAAGGACAUGCAAGAUGCAAUUAUUUUAAGCAUCGAUUUUGAACGCGCAGAAAAAUGCAAACAUAAAAUUAUUUUGUAAAACCGAAGUAAAUGUGCAAUAUUGAAAAUCUGCGUGAGAAUAUGUUGAAAAAAGUGCCAAUUGGAAUUUCUGAAGGGCAACGUUCGAUUAACUUAAUCGGUGAUUAUCACUUAUCAAGUAAUGCUGUUUCGUUAACAUGGGUAGAAUUAUUAAAUUCUGUUGAGUUAUAUAUAUAUAUUAACGUGUUGUUUAAGAAGCUUUAGCGACGACGAAUUAUAUAUAUAUAUACACAAUUGGAAAUUUUGCUCAAGCAAUUCUAUCAAUCGAACGAAUCGCCGAUUAAGUUAAGAUCGGCGUUCAACCGUCCUCGACUCGGGACACGAGAAGUAUCGCACUCCCACGGGAAAGUCGGCGUCCGCGCGAACGGCGGAAACGCGUUAUAUCGAAUCCGCGCCUCUCUCUUAUUUCUUAUCAAAACUAACUUGUAGAGUAUCAAUCUGUAUAAUCUUACGUAUCAUUGUAACAACGAAAGUAUAUGAGUAAUAAAAAGAGUGGAAAAAGCGCA